GUUGCAUUCAACAAAUCACAUUGUAAACGCACUAAACGCCAACGCGGUGAACACAAAAUCGCAAUUUCUCCAACGCCAAGACAAUAAUUCGCAUACGAACCAAGAUUCUUCUUUAAACUGUGAAGUUUUUAUUGUCGCAACAAUGAAAGCAUUCGCGAAUUUGUGCAUUGCCAUCGCAAUGAUUUCGAUUAUUGCUUGCCUCGAUGGCGCGGAAGGACAUGCCAAGCGUGGCGGCGCGCGCGGCUUCCGGCAAGAGGAUGUGCCGAAAGAUGUGCCGCAGGCAUUCAACUCGAGGUUAAGACGCGCUGCAGUAGACGAAGUACCCCAGGAUGCGCCGCAAGGACUCAGGGAGCGAUACCGUCGCGCUGCUGAAAAAUCACCUGAUGAUGCACCUGGAGACGUGCCACAGGAGUUUAACCCAAGGGCACGUCGCGCCGCAAACGAUGAUGUACCCGAGGAUGCGCCACAGGGUUUCAGGUUCCGUCGCUUUGCACAACAUUCUUUGGAUGAUGCACCUGGUGAUGUACCACAGGAGCUGGACCAGCAUGAUAGGUUCCGUCGCUCUCCUAAAAAAAUGCCUGAUGAAGUACCUGAAGACGUACCGCAAGGUCUAAACCACCUAAGUGCCCGAAAACGUCGCUCGCCACAAAUGCCUGUUCCGGAUGGUAUGCCAAUGCCACCAUUUCCACCAUUUCCACAGUAAAGCAUUUUAAAAGCGUUUUUGAAGGCUCGCCACCAACACGCUGGGAGCUUUGACUUAAAAGAAACCAAGUAGUUGGACACGAAAUUUGCGAAUAUACGAAAUUUUCACGAGAGACAGAGAACAGCCGAAUUAUUUAGAAUUACUUAAAAACUUUGUAUAAUAUUAAUAAAAAAAUUCCUUGCAUUGCUUUAA
This is a messenger RNA of Bactrocera tryoni, 895 nucleotides long. RefSeq lists its product as uncharacterized. Bases 143 to 703 code for a protein of 186 amino acids. The transcript is spliced from 9 exons. NCBI's taxonomy places the organism in Eukaryota, Metazoa, Arthropoda, Insecta, Diptera, Tephritidae. The record is from RefSeq and is a predicted model, not a curated record.